CCCACGGCAGGCUGUCGAAGUCCUCUGUGUGGCUCUCGGCUGGGUGCAAGAGGAUAGAUAAGGCGGAAAUGUCAGAGCUGGAGAGGAGCAUAGAUGUCAUCAUCAACACCUUCCACCAGUACUCGGUGCGGAGGGAUGACCCCGACACCCUGUCGCAGCAGGAAUUCAAACAGCUGGCGAGGAAGGAGCUGCCCAACUUCCUCCAGAAAAAGGACAACGUGACCCUACAAAAGAUCAUGGAGGACCUGGACACAAAUGCAGACAAGCAGCUGAGCUUCGAGGAGUUCGCCAUCCUGGUGGGCCGCCUGACGUAUGCCUCCCAUGAGGAGAUGCACAAGAAUGCUGACCCGGGGAAAAACCACAGCCACGGACCAGGCCUCGGGGAGGGUGGCCAGGGCCACGGCCACAGCCACGGCCACGGCCAUGGCCACAGCCACGGCCACUAAUCAGGAGGCCAGGCCACUGCCCAGCCCAGCUGGGGUCCAGGGCUGCCAUGCCACUCUCCCUGAGCUGCGGGCUGGCAGCUGGGGGCAAAAUAAAGCCUUCCUGCAAGCCAG
Molecule: messenger RNA, 557 nt
Organism: Condylura cristata (star-nosed mole)
Lineage: Eukaryota; Metazoa; Chordata; Mammalia; Eulipotyphla; Talpidae
Gene: S100A9
Product: S100 calcium binding protein A9
Exons: 3
Coding region: 69-446 (125 amino acids)
Biological process (GO): autocrine signaling; leukocyte migration involved in inflammatory response; astrocyte development
Cellular component (GO): nucleus; cytoplasm; extracellular exosome
Molecular function (GO): calcium ion binding
Source: RefSeq, a predicted model, not a curated record